AUGAGCAGCGCAGACGUCAUAGAUGCCCUGUUCGUAAAGACAGUCGACAUGGUACAAUCGCUGCCCAAAUCGGGGCCCAUCCAAACAUCGUACGAAGAAAAGCUCGCUCUCUACAGCCUCUACAAGCAAGCGACAGAGGGCGAUGUCUCAUCCAAGCGUCCAGGUAUGCUCGAUAUGCUGGGCCGUGCAAAGUGGGACGCUUGGUCCAAAGUCAGCGGUUUGCCUCCAAGGGACGCAAAGCAAAUGUACGUAGAAUCCAUGCUCAGGAUUCUGCGUCGCUUCAGCGAUCGUCCUCAGGCUGCUUCGCUCAUCCAAGAGCUCGAGAAUUUUUCAGGUCAAGUCGCACAACGCGUCAUGGACGGUUCUCUGGCCCAAGUCGAUUCAGACGAGGAGUCCAUCACUGACACUGAAUCAGACAAUCAGCAACGACUCGAUCCCACCGCUCUUCAUCAGCAACCUGCCCGUGCUGCUCAAACAAAUCUGCCGCGUCAUCUUGCUCCCAACGCCCCCUCCGUCGCAGGCACAAGCACCGCUGCUACUCGUGGCGGUGGCCCCGGCGACGCCUCUUCCGCCAUCUCUCCAGGCAGAACGCCUAUCGCAUCAGAAUCAGAUGACGACUCGUCCGACGACGAUCGUCUUGGUUCUCAACCAGGUCCUUUUCGAGGUGCGCCUCGACAUUCCUCUUCGCAUGCUCCACCCUCGCUUCAGUCGUACCGUCCCCAACCUCGACCUGGUUCCAUUUCAGCUACCGAGGGUUACAACCGAGGCGGCCCUCCUUCGCGCUCGCAAGUUUCGACAUCAGCCCAAUACGAAAGCUCUCAAACCCUUCGCUCCAGGGGGCCGCCUUCACUCCAAGGUGGCUAUUCACGCCCUCAGUAUGCACCACAGUCGACAGCAGCUUCAAUCGCGGGUUCCAGCUAUCCUCGCCAGCCCGAUUAUCAGCGUAGCACCUACGCUGCUUCUUCCGUAGGAGGCCGUUCAGUUGGCACCAGAACUGGCCCACCUUCCAUGUACCCACCGCGUCCACCUUCCAACACAGGCACCGCUCAACAUCAACCACGAGCAGAGAUGGAGUCAGCGCUUCAAUCCAUCCAAGCAUCCCUUGCUGCGCUACACGAACGUCUCAACCGUGUCGAGAGUCGUUCCUCGGCUGGCGGCGGAGACGAUCCUCGACGUUCGCGUCCAGGUUCGGGACAAUCAAGCGCUGCCUACCUGUACAAUGCCAUCAUCAACAUUGUCGACGACUUCAGGCAACUGCUGGGCGUCAAUGGCGUUGCGCGCGGUCAACGAUCCGAGGCACUAGCGCCUAGCUUCUUGGCGCAGGGAGGCGGUGGAUCGAGCGAUCGAAGCAAUGCCGCUUUCAACCUAUUGACCUCGCCCGUUCGCAUCCUUGUCGCCCUGGUCAAUCUGAGCGCAAGGCUAGCACUCGACGUUGUCAGCCUCGUGCUUGUCUCGAGUUUCUUUUUAUAUGCGAUCAAGCGUAUCACGGGACGUGGCGAUCCACUCUUGAUGAUUCGCCUGCUCAAAAGGCUGCAGCAGGCGGUGCUUAGAAGGUCGCCCGCAGCAAAGCAGUUGGUUGCCGAGGCGAGCGUAUGA
Molecule: messenger RNA, 1596 nt
Organism: Sporisorium graminicola
Lineage: Eukaryota; Fungi; Basidiomycota; Ustilaginomycetes; Ustilaginales; Ustilaginaceae
Exons: 1
Coding region: 1-1596 (531 amino acids)
Biological process (GO): fatty acid metabolic process
Molecular function (GO): fatty-acyl-CoA binding
Source: RefSeq, a predicted model, not a curated record